Neltuma alba is the source of this 1763-nucleotide messenger RNA. Its product is annotated as geraniol 8-hydroxylase-like. NCBI's taxonomy places the organism in Eukaryota, Viridiplantae, Streptophyta, Magnoliopsida, Fabales, Fabaceae. The transcript has 3 exons. Gene Ontology annotation, molecular function: iron ion binding; monooxygenase activity; oxidoreductase activity, acting on paired donors, with incorporation or reduction of molecular oxygen. The record is from RefSeq and is a predicted model, not a curated record. Bases 105 to 1598 code for a protein of 497 amino acids.
UUUCGUUUUCCAACCGCUCCCAAUCCCACAUGUGAGGGAAUUGCUUAUACACUAGUAUAAAACACACACACACACACGGAAGACCCCAACAAGAGAUCAUAGUAAUGGAGCCACGCGCCGUGCUCUUGUCCAUUGCAGUCUCAUUAGUCAUAACCUGGCUUUUCUUGAACCGCCGACGAUGCAAAGACCGGCCACCUGGUCCCAUCCCCCUCCCCAUCAUCGGCAACCUCCUCCAGCUCGGCCCUAAACCUCACCAAUCUCUCUCUGCCUUAGCCAAAACCUAUGGCCCUCUCCUCUCCCUCCAGCUCGGCUCCGUCACGGUGGUCGUCGCUUCCUCUCCCGACGCCGCCAAGGAAAUCUUCCAAAAGAACGAUCAGUCCUUCCCCAACCGGCCGAUUCUCGAGUCUGUUGCUGCUCAGCCCAACGUCAACGACACACUCGCUUGGGCUCCCGCAGACAACAGGUGGCGCAACCGCCGCCGCAUCUGCACCACCCAGAUAUUCACCGCUCAACGCCUCGACCUUCUUCAAGACUUGCGCCACCGUAACGUCCACCAACUCAUCAAACACGUUCAGAAGCGCUCCGCCACAGGAACUCAGGUGGAUGUAGGUGAGCUUGCAUUCGCCACCAUGUUAAACUUGGUUUCGAACACUGUCUUCUCGGUGGAUCUGGUGGAUCCAGAGUUCGAGACGGCCGGGGAAUUCAAAGAGCUCGUGUGGAGGAUCAUGGAGGACGCCGGGAAGCUGAACCUCGCGGACUAUUUUCCGGCGUUGAAGAGGUUUGACUUGCAGGGUGUGAGACGCCAUGUGAGGGUUUCCUACGAGAGGUUGCAUGAGAUAUUCGAUGACCUUAUCCAGAAACGUUUGAAGGAAAGAGAGGACUCAAGUGCUCUGCGAAAUGGCGAUUUUCUGGAUGUUUUGCUCGACCAUUGCCAGCCGGAGGAUGGAUCAGAUUUCACUGUUGAAAGCAUCAAGCCAUUAAUUCUGGAUUUAUUCAUUGCUGGGAGUGACACCUCAGGAUCAACCACAGAGUGGGCAAUGGCAGAGCUUCUUCGAAACCCAGAAAUAAUGCGAAAAGCCAGAACAGAACUUAACCAAGUGAUAGGAAACAACAUCGGCCAAAUCAAAGAAUCAGACAUCCCUCGUCUUCCCUACAUCCAAGCAAUUGUUAAAGAAACCCUAAGGCUUCAUCCUUCAGUGCCUCUUCUAUUGCCUUACAUUGCAGCAAACGACGUCGUUGUGACUGGCUACACCAUCCACAAAGGGGACCAGCUCCUGAUAAACGCAUGGUCCAUUGGCAGAAACCCAUCCUACUGGGAUAACCCGACGUCGUUUCUGCCAGAGAGGUUUCUUGCUGGGUCUGCCCCAGAUUUUAAGGGCAGGGACUUUGAGUACCUGCCAUUUGGUGGGGGAAGAAGGAUAUGCCCAGGCUUGCCCCUGGCUAAUAGGAUGAUUAGCUUGAUGGUGGCCACUUUGGUGCAUUCUUUUGAGUGGGACCUUCCUAAGGGUAUGACUCCUGAAACCAUGGACAUGAACGAGCAGUAUGGAAUCACGUUGAAGAAGGCUGUCCCUCUUUGUCUUGUUCCUAAAUCUGUAUGAAUCAUUAUCAAGGGAAUAUCACUAUAUAUAUAUAUAUAUAUAUAUAUAUGUUUGCUUGCGUCUGUAUAAAUAUAUUCGGAUCUGCACAUGCCUUUUUUCUUUUUUUUUUUUUUUAGUUUAAAGCUCCUUAAUUAUGAGUUAUGAGAAAUUAAUUAAAUGUUUUAA